Messenger RNA from Panicum virgatum (switchgrass), 1143 nucleotides. RefSeq names its product arginine--tRNA ligase, chloroplastic/mitochondrial-like. NCBI's taxonomy places the organism in Eukaryota, Viridiplantae, Streptophyta, Magnoliopsida, Poales, Poaceae. The coding region runs from base 244 to 945 and encodes 233 amino acids. The transcript is spliced from 10 exons. Gene Ontology annotation, molecular function: ATP binding; arginine-tRNA ligase activity. Gene Ontology annotation, biological process: arginyl-tRNA aminoacylation. The record is from RefSeq and is a predicted model, not a curated record.
AAAAAUAUGUCAAAUCAGUCGCAAUGAAUUUGACUCAGUGUACAAACGCCUCGGUGUGGAGCUUGAAGAAAAGGCCAAAAAUCCCCAUUGAUUGUGGUCAAACGUGAUGGUGGCUUCAACUAUGCCUCCACAGACUUGGCUGCUCUUUGGUAUCGGCUUAAUGUGGAGAGGGCAGAAUGGAUAGUAUAUGUAACAGACGUAGGUCAGAAGCAACACUUCCAUAAGUUUUUCAGAGCUGCUAGCAUGGCUGGCUGGCUCCCAGAUCGAAACGAAAAGAAGUACCCAAAAACGACACAUGUUGGCUUUGGCCUUGUUCUUGGGUUAGAUGGCAAGCGUUUCCGAACUCGUUGCUCUGAAGUAGUUCGACUGGUAGAUCUACUUGAUGAAGCUAGAUCUCGGUGCAAAGAAGAACUUACUAGACGCCUUACUGAAAAUGGUAAAAUUGCUGACUGGACAGAUGAUGAGCUGGACAUAACUUCGGAGGCUAUAGGACUGGGCGCUGUUAAGUAUGCAGAUCUUAAAAACAACCGGCUAACGGACUACAAAUUUAGUUUGGAGAAGAUGCUAAGUGACAAGGGAAAUACCGCUGUCUACCUUCAGUAUGCGCAUGCUCGUAUCUGUUCCAUCAUCCAGAAAGCCAACAAGGAUAUUGAAGAGUUGAAAACGAAGGCGUCCAUUACCUUUGUCCACGCUGAUGAGCGUGCCUUAGGAUUACAUGUAAUCCGGUUCCAAGAGGUUGUUGAGCAGGCCUGCGCCGAUCUGCUUCCACAUUACUUGUGCGACUACUUGUACAGCUUAUCUGAAGCAUUCUCAAAGUUCUACGCCAGCUGCCAGGUGGUUGGGUCACCUGAAGAAGCGAGCCGUCUGUUGCUUUGCCACGCGACGGCCGUCGUCAUGCGGCAGUGUUUCAACCUGCUGGGCAUCACACCAGUAUACAAGCUGUAAUACAUUACCUUGUUGCUGUUGUUGGUCUUGCAGCAUAGCCUCUCAACAAAAAGAAUUAGGAAGUUUAAUGAAAAAAUUAGGAAGUUUAAUAAUAAUAAAAAAGAAUGUAGAGCGUUCCCUCAAAAAUAAACCGCAAAGCUAGUUUACAAAUUACGUGCUACAUUGCUCGAUGUAAAUAUAAAUUUCUUUUUUCCUCUG